AUGGCAUUCACUCUCCUUAAGAAUGUGAACAUGGACAAGACUGAAUGGAACAUCAAGGUUCGUGUUGUAAGAUGCUACGAGCGUACAACAUUUGGGGAUCGCUCUACAGUUUUGGGUCUUGAAGUAAUACUUCAUGAUUCUGAGGGGUACCGUAUUCAUGCUUCUGUCAAGAAGUUUCAUAUAGAUCUUUUUAGGCGCCAUCUGAAGGAACGAAUCGUUCUUGCUAUCAGGGACUUCAUUGUAACUCCAAACGGUGGUAGGUAUAAGACAACAAUAGGAAGGUUCAAAAUUGCUUUUCAUGGCCGCACUCGGGUGGUGAGAGUCUCCGAAAACAGGUUUCCAAAAUUCCUCUACAAUUUCACGAACUUUUCUGAGUUGGCUAAAGGAACCUUUUUCGACCCUAUGCUCAUUGGUACCUGUCUUCGGAGACUCACCAAUGAGCAUAGGGUCGAAAAAGGUUCCUUUAGCCAACUCAGAAAAGUUCGUGAAAUUGUAGAGGAAUUUUGUAAACCUGUCUUCGGAGACUCUCACCACCCGAGUGCGGCCAUGAAAAGCAAUUUUGAACCUUCCUAUUGUUGUCUUAUACCUACCACCGUUUGGAGCUACAAUGAAGUCCCUGAUAGCAAGAACGCUUCCUUCCUUCAGAUGGCGCCUAAAAAGUUCCAUAUGAAACUUCUUGACAGAAGCAUGAAUACGAAUCAUGAAGUAUUACUUCAAGACCCAAAACUGUAG
This is a messenger RNA of Striga asiatica, 732 nucleotides long. NCBI's taxonomy places the organism in Eukaryota, Viridiplantae, Streptophyta, Magnoliopsida, Lamiales, Orobanchaceae. The record is from the annotation of a GenBank genome assembly.